AUGGAUAUGAUCAAAGACCAUGACAGUCAAAGAGGCGGGGCCAUCGUAGUGCCGAAAGUUGUCGACCCGAGUCUGUUCUUUGAGUUCGGGGACGAUAGAUAUGUGGCUUGGCCCGAUGUUUCAGAGCUCAAGCUACAUUUCCUGACGGAGCACUCUUCCGUGACGGUCAUCUCCCUUCCUCAAGGACGCUCAAUUGAUACAGACUGGCUAGAGGCCCACAUCACCGAAUCACUCGAGUUGGAUGAUGUUCUUCGUGAAGACUUCCUGCAAACGAUCUUACUCGCAGGACCCGGCACAGAGCAGCUCUCAAGUAUUCAACCUUUCGAACGAUUAACCAACCCUCAAUCGAGGACAUGGAAAAUCAAGAGGAUUGAAAGCGUUGGCUGGCAAUCGGGCCUUCUGCCAGGUCCGUAUAUCGUCGUCGGAGACCAGCUGUGGCAAGUGCUGCGUUUAUACGAUGACACGCAAGGUGCUUUCUUGGCACCUGUAAGAAAGUCUAUACAUGGAAGAGACCUCACAAAACUUUCUAAUUUUGCAGACAAAUGGUACACAGAAACGAAACCUCGAACCAAACAAAAGGAGCUACCAAUGGCUAUCGUGGUUCCGAUCGAUCUUUUCCCCACAGCCGACACUCCGCAGAAGAGAUUGGUUCUGAAGUUGGUAGAGGAUUUGGAAAAGCAUCUGAAAGUCGAAGCUCAACGGGUCAGCAUCAGUGGCCUAUGGGACGAUCAGCCUCCUCAAGCAGCUGCUGGAGAAAGUCUUCAAGACUACUUGAGAGAGGUUGGUGCCAAUACAUUCUUGUACGAGAACUACCACAGCACAGCAAAUUUCAGGGAUGAUUAUCGGAAAAAAUUCGGCCGAGCGCCAUUCUCGAGCCCAUUCGUGACAUGGAGAUGGAAAAUUGGGAAACAAUACACUGCCGAACAACACGAGGAAGGCAUGCGACGAAUGAAAACCUAUGCCGAAUGGUUUUUGGACACUGUGAUGCAGGUUGGCACAGCAAAUACUGCGUACUACAUCCAGCCUGCUUGGCAUCAAUGGUGGAUCUCGCCAAUUCUCGGUGCCCCUGAGAUCGUGGUUCCAGUCGGACAACUCCCAUACGAAUCCCGAAUCAGUAACCAGACGGAAUAUCUUCCUGUUACGGCAUCAAUUAUGAGUCAGCCAGGUACGAAGAUUGUUGCGAUCCUUGAUACUACUGCAACUAGUAUCAUAAUAGACACUGACAUGACUUUGAUCGAAUUCACUGAAACCUUUAUGAAAGACGUCGGAAGAUCUUUAGUAGUCCAAUCUGGCAAAAUCAUGUUUCCUUUAUAA
Mollisia scopiformis is the source of this 1314-nucleotide messenger RNA. RefSeq lists its product as uncharacterized. The transcript is spliced from 7 exons. Lineage: Eukaryota; Fungi; Ascomycota; Leotiomycetes; Helotiales; Mollisiaceae. The coding region runs from base 1 to 1314 and encodes 437 amino acids. The record is from RefSeq and is a predicted model, not a curated record.